Macroventuria anomochaeta is the source of this 401-nucleotide messenger RNA. RefSeq lists its product as uncharacterized. The transcript has a single exon. Bases 42 to 248 code for a protein of 68 amino acids. The record is from RefSeq and is a predicted model, not a curated record. NCBI's taxonomy places the organism in Eukaryota, Fungi, Ascomycota, Dothideomycetes, Pleosporales, Didymellaceae.
CUUAGGCAGGCUGAUCGAAAGCGCACGGCGAAGCCUCGGCCAUGUAUUGUCCAGGAUGCGGUGUCCUCGCGGCUGGUACCUGUUUCACGCGCCACCAGUCGAUGCUCGGUGACCAACCCGUUCAAAUGUCCAUGAAACAAUGCGGUCUUGGUCAAACGCUGCCAACGACGUUAUCGAGCCUUGUCCAACGCCGUCCAGCCUUGCCUGUGAUCGUCAGUGGCUAUUCCUGCAUCUCGUCGACAGACUAACAGUAAUUGCGACUCGUGUGCCUUGUUUGGGAGAGGACUUCUGGAUCCAGUCCGCUCGUUGAAACAGAACUAUGCUGGUUAGACAGUGUGGACAACCGCUCGUCUAACGAAGCGAGAGAUGCCUAAGGGACAUCUGUGGUUUAGUGCGUGCUG